AUGUCAAUAUAUGUUUUAGGAAGAUGUGGAAUGCUAAACAGAUAUUUAAUUAGCCCUUACAUAAAAACGCCAACAUUACAUUUAUUUGAAACUUUCCAACAAAAUAAAAAAAUUUUUAAACAAAAAAUUUUUUAUUCUCAAUUUUCGGCAUUAUCUUCCAAUGGAGAAGUUCCAAUAAGAACGCAUACUUGUGGUGAGUUACGAAUUGUUAAUGUUGGACAGCAUGUUGUGUUAAAUGGAUGGGCUCAGAAAAUCCAUAAGUUAUCACCUGGACUGAUAUUCCUACCUAUCCGUGAUUCUCAUGGUAUAACACAACUUGUAUUAAGAAACGAGAACUUGUCUAAUAAUAAAAAACCCGAUUUGCUUGAAAAAUUAUCCAACUUAUCCAUCGAAAGCGUUAUUUCUAUACAAGGCAUGGUUAUGGGGCGACCUAAAGAAACUAUAAAUAAAAAUAUGGAAACUGGAGAAAUUGAAGUGGAAAUUAAUGAUUUAGUUUGCUUAAACCCUGCAAUCAAAUUACCAUUUUUUGUUUCAGAUAAAUUGCCUAAUGAAGAAGUCAGAUUCAAACAUAGAUUCGUUGAUUUAAGAAGUGAACUUCUCCAGAAAAAUCUUCGUAAACGCUCUUUAACAUCAUCAAUUAUUCGUGACUUUCUUAAAAGUGAAGGAUUUCUCGAGGUAGAAACACCCAUAUUAUUCAAAUCAACUCCAGAAGGUGCACGAGAAUUUAUUGUACCAACAAGAACAAAAGGGUCAUUUUACGCUUUAACACAAAGCCCACAACAAUACAAACAAUUACUUAUGGCAGGAGGAAUUGACAAAUAUUUUCAAUUUGCAAAAUGUUUUCGUGAUGAGGAUUUAAGAACUGAUCGUCAACCAGAAUUUACUCAAAUUGAUUUGGAAAUAUCAUUCAUUUCAAUGUCUGGUAUCAAAUCACUAAUCGAGAAAUUGUUGGUUAAAAUAUGGAAGGAUGCUUUAAACAUUGAUUUAAAUCCAUUUCCUACGAUUUCUUAUGAAAAAGCUAUGUCUAAAUAUGGUUCUGAUAAGCCAGAUACACGAUAUGAAAUGGAGAUUAAAAAUAUAUCUCAACAUUUAUCUGAUAUUUUGGGAAAUUCUUCAGAAAUUAUUGAAUGUCUUGUCAUUAAAAAGAGUGAUAAUUCCAUUCUAAGUCAAAUCAAACACCUAAUUUCAUCUCAUAAUGAUCAAGAAAUUAAGUUGUCAAGUGAUAACAUUGAUCUACUCAAAAUUACACCAAAAAAUCUAGAUUCAUGGUUAUCUAAAUCAAAAAUUAUACAAAAGUCAUCUUUAAUAAAAUCAUCUCAAGACAUAUUAACAAAUGUAUUAAAUGUCGAAGUUGGUGAUUUGAUUGUCUUAAAUAUAAGAAACAAAUUUUCUUCAGGAAGUUGGACACCUUUAGGUCGUAUUCGGGUUAUAGCAGCAAAACUUUUACAAUCAAAAGGAUUAAUGAAAAUUGACGGUUCACAAUAUAACUUUUUAUGGGUUGAUUCAUUCCCAUUAUUUACCAAUGAUGAUGAUACUGGGCGUUUAAUAUCGAAUCAUCAUCCAUUCACUGCACUAAUGCCAGAAGAUAUCGAUUUACUUGAUAAAAAUCCUGAAAAAGUUCGUGGCCAGCAUUAUGAUUUGGUGUUGAAUGGUGUUGAAAUAGGUGGUGGUUCUAUUCGUAUACACUCUCCAAUUUUACAAGAUAAAAUAUUUAAUGAUAUUUUAAAGUUAAAUCAAGAGGAAAAAGAAAGUUUUAGUCAUUUAAUAGCUGCUUUGGGAUCUGGAUGUCCGCCGCAUGGUGGUAUUGCAUUAGGAUUUGACCGUCUCAUGGCAAUUAUUUGUAAUACCGACUCUAUUAGGAAUGUUAUGGCAUUUCCAAAAACUACAUCUGGAAACGACUUGACUGUAUCAAAUGAUAAUAUUAAUGAAAUGGUUUACCACCACAACUAG
Messenger RNA from Entrophospora sp. SA101, 1950 nucleotides. The record is from the annotation of a GenBank genome assembly. Lineage: Eukaryota; Fungi; Glomeromycota; Glomeromycetes; Entrophosporales; Entrophosporaceae.